Messenger RNA from Pistacia vera, 823 nucleotides. Its product is annotated as late embryogenesis abundant protein At1g64065-like. Bases 81 to 716 code for a protein of 211 amino acids. The record is from RefSeq and is a predicted model, not a curated record. NCBI's taxonomy places the organism in Eukaryota, Viridiplantae, Streptophyta, Magnoliopsida, Sapindales, Anacardiaceae. The transcript has a single exon. Gene Ontology annotation, cellular component: plasma membrane.
UAACGCUCAAACCCCUUUUAUUAACUCCUUACACCUUCCAGACUCUUUACACCAAAACCUGGAAUAAAAAUUUCAUCACCAUGAAAGAAGAAAAUUAUCAAAUCGUGCGUGCGGCACCCCGUAGAAGAGAUGAAGAGUACGCAGCAGCAGUUAAACAAGGGAAACCCUUCCGCAAAGAGAAGAGCAGUAAGUGUCUCGUGUAUUUUCUGGUCCUAAUCGUCUCUCUGGGUGCAAUUGUUUUAAUUUUGGCAUCAAUUUUCUUGCGUGCCAAGACUCCUGAAUUUGAAAUAAAAUCAGUCAUGGUAAACCGUCUAACUCAUGGCAACGCAUCCUCGCCUUCGUUUAAUGCAACGCUAGUCGCUGAGUUGACGAUGGAGAACAACAACUUUGGUUCUUUCAAAUUCCAGAAUGGCUCUGGGAGCCUGUGGUAUGGUAUAGUUACAGUUGGUGACAUGAAGAUCGGCGAGGGGCUGGUGAGAGCUCGGGAGACAAAGACGAUGAAGAUUAAUAUUCAAGUGGGAUCAAACGGGGUGUUGAAUAAUACAAAUUUGACAAGUGAUAUAAAUUCUGGGAUGUUGAAGCUAAGUAGCCAUGCGGAAUUGCAUGGCAGAGUGAACUUGUUUAAUUUUGUGAAGAAGAAGAAGAGCCCGGAGAUGAGUUGUUCCAUGACUUUAAAUUUAACAAGUCAUGCUGCACAGGAUUUAGUCUGUAACUAAUUUUUUUUUCCCCCCUAUUUCUUAUACUCAGUUUUGAUUUGAGAGUUGAAUUUUUUUUAAAUAUUUUUGUAUACAUAUCGAUCUUAUUUUAUUCAUUCUAUCGUUGU